This is a messenger RNA of Lemur catta (Ring-tailed lemur), 3763 nucleotides long. RefSeq names its product annexin A9 (gene ANXA9). The transcript has 17 exons. Lineage: Eukaryota; Metazoa; Chordata; Mammalia; Primates; Lemuridae. The coding region runs from base 467 to 1612 and encodes 381 amino acids. The record is from RefSeq and is a predicted model, not a curated record. Gene Ontology annotation, molecular function: calcium ion binding; calcium-dependent phospholipid binding. Gene Ontology annotation, cellular component: cytoplasm.
UGGGCUGCUGAGGUGUCCCAAGGCAGAGGACAGGCCAUCACCAGGCCUUCAGGCUAGAGUUUAGGUUAUCUGGGCAGGCUUCUGGGACAGGCAAACACAUGGAGCUCAGUUGUGGAAGUCUGCUUGACAGGUAGCCAGAAGAAACUCCGAAGGGUACAAAAGGCUGAGGGCAUGCAUACCCUGGCUGUGGAGCUGCUAGGCUGUGGUUACCCAGCCUAACUGCGGUAACCCAGUCUCCUGCGUGUGUCCAGAGGUCUGCCUCAACUGGGUCCCGAGCUGGUGCCCACACGGGCAAGCUACCAGGCCACAAAGACGACAGCCACCUCAGCUCUAGCACCUUUGGGCACCCAUGUACCUGCAAGAACACUUAGUCACAUCAGCUCAGAGACUGCACCCGCUGACCUAAAGAUUCUGGCCUGAGACUCUGAGGGUGAAAGGCAGACAAUCAGGAGCCCCCAGCAAGGCCAUGGAAGGAAGGGACAUGGACCUCAGAAGGGGAGCAUCCACCUCAGACCAAGGAUUGAGGAGCCUUAGCACCUUGGAGUCAGGGAGGGUUUGGGCAGCCAGUUGCGCCAUGUCUGUGAGCUGCGGGAAGACAGCACCAUCCCUGAUCCAGGAGAUCCUCAGCCACCUGGGCCUUGCCAACAAGACUGCAGCUUGGGGGACCCUGGGGACCCUCAGGACUUUCUUGAGCUUCACUGUGGAAAAGGAUGUACAGAGGCUGCUGAGGGCCAUUACAGGCCAAGGCGUGGACCAUAAUGCCAUUGUGGCCGUGCUGACUAAUCGGAGCAGAGAGCAGAGGCAGCUCAUCUCUCGAGCCUUCCAGGAGCGCACCCAACAGGACCUGCUAAAGUCCCUGCAGGCAGCACUUUCCGGCAACCUGGAGAAGAUUGUGGUGGGUCUACUGCAGCCCACGGCCCAAUUUGAUGCCCAAGAAUUGAGAAGAGCUUUGAAGGCCUCAGGUUCUGCUGAAGAUGUGGCCAUGGAAAUUCUCGCCACCCGACCCCCUUCUCGGCUACAGGAGUGCAUGACUAUAUAUAAACAUGAUUUCCAGGUGGAGGCUGAGGAGGACAUCAAGUCUGAGACCAGUGGCAUCUUGCAGGACCUGCUCCUCGCCCUAGCCAAGGGGGGCCGUGAGAGCUACUCUGGAAUCAUUGACUAUAAUCUGGCAGAACAGGAUGUCCAGGCACUACAGCAGGCUGAAGGACCCAGCACAGAGAGGACAUGGGUCCUAAUCUUCACCCAGCGAAAUCCUGAACACCUCAUCCGAGUGUUUGAUCAGUACCAGCAGUACACUGGGCAAGAGUUGGAAGAGGCUGUCCGGAUCCGUUUCCAUGGAGAUACCCAGGUGGCCCUGCUUAGCCUAGCUUCGGUGAUCAGGAACACACCGCUAUACUUUGCUGAGAAACUUCACCAAGCCCUCCAGGAAACUGAGCCCAAUUACCAAGUCCUGAUGCGCAUCCUUAUCUCUCGAUGUGAGACUGACCUUCUAAGUAUCAGAACUGAGUUCAAGAAGAAAUUUGGGAAGUCCCUCUACUCUUCUCUCCAGGAUGCAGUGAAAGGGGACUGCCAGUCAGCCCUACUGGCCCUGUGCAGGGCUGAAGACAUUUGAGACUUCCCUGCUCUCACCCCACAGGACAUUAGGAUCUGAGAGUCCCGUCUUUGGCUGAGCCUGCAGGACACCAGCAGGGACUCCACAUAGGAUAACCCCUCACUGAGCACCACAUGUUUCGCUUCUUGUUGAGGCUGGAACUGUUUCUUUUAGCUCUCUUAAUUUCCCUCAUCUCAAAAUGAUGUCUGUACAUGGGUCCUCUAGCUGUCUUUGCGGUGGGAUAAUGAGAUCUCUUUGCUAGUUUCUGCCUCACUCAUUCUUCCUGUACCCUGAUCAGAACAUCUCACUGGUAUCUGAAUUCUUUUGGCAAACUUCACUGUCGUUUGUGUACCCUGAUUGAAGUUUGGGUGGAGCAGGACAUGGACCGGGAAGAGGCCUUGGAGUUGCAGGCGCCUUUGAUGUGCACUUGGCUAUUCAACAGGAAUCCUGUUUUUGCCCCGGUGAUGCAGUAAUCCAUGCACCUCCCCCACCCCGGUGUCUCUCCUCACCCUCAUUCCCCAGGAAAUAUCAGGCAAAAUAAUUAAGAAACAGGUGCCAAAACAAGAACAAGAUCAGAAAUGGUCAAAGGUAGCAAAGGUCAAUGACUGGAAAGCAAGCAGAGGGUGAACCUGCCCUCCUCAGUCUGGGAAGUCUUGGGUUAGAAGGGAGCACAACCCCCAAACUCAUCUGGCCAAGCAGGGAUUUGGAAACUCACCUGCCAUUAGAGCAUUAUUUCCCAUACAAGACUUAGCAUAAACACAUAAACCAAAGCAAAAAAGAAAAAUAUCAGGCUUUGGCUCCCCCUGCUGGCUCCAUUAGAAAUGACAGGCAACCUCCUUCCACCUCUUCUCCCGCUCCCCCUUUUUGCAUUCUUCAACUGGGUCAAAUACUUAACCCCACUGCUGCAGGGUAAGGCAAACAACAGAUCUCAGGAAAGAAAUUUUAUUUCCAGACCUUAGGAAGGCAUUACAAAUAAUGGAGAUAGAAACCCAAAUCAAACCCUGAAACAAAUGGAGACAGGCCUGUUGGGUAGUCAGGGCCACCCAGCCCGUCAGAGAUAGGAAGGAGGGGAGACGCAUUCCAGAUGGGGACCUCACCCUGGAGCCUGAGUCUGUAUAUUCAUGUGACUAUUCUGAGAAAGGGAAUUGGGAACCAGAAAUCUUCACCCCACUAAUCUCAAUGUUGCCCUGGAUGAGAAGAAGAAAGGCAGCAGCAUGUGAGGGCAAGGACGUUACCGAGUCUGACCUUGGCGUUUCCUGCCUGCUCGGAUCCCCAGCAGUCCAUAAAUAAGUCACCCUGCACAUCUCAGGGGUUGAGGUGGGGGAGCAAGCAAACUAGCCAUAGCCUCCAAAAAAGGGGGCUGGUCAGCCUGGCAUUGGGGCAGCGCUACAGCAGGACACAGUCUGACUCAUGCUUGGGCUUUAGCCGACGCUCCCCGGCUGGGCGUCCAGAUGUGGCUCCUCUCCCCUGUAUUGGAUUUAACAAUUGGUCAUCCAACAACCUUGGAAGAGCAUGAGACAGAGAUUCUAGAAGGGAGAGGAAUCACGGAUCAGGAGGGGCAGUGGGGACAGAAAGACAGGAAGGAGCACCUGGGGAGAGGGACAAGCAGGGGAAGGACCCCAAGAGAAGAAACCCUGAAGAGAUAAGAGCAGGAGUAACAAGUGUCUGGACCAGGCAAAGCAAGGGAUAGCCACCUGGGGAUGUGGGCACAGGCCUGGGGAGCUCCGCUGAGGGGCGAACACAGCAGGCUCACCUGUGGUGGUGGGGCCCGCGCCUGCACAGGCUGGACUGCUUGCUGCUGUUCAUACUCCUCCUGCUGGAGUUGCUGGGCCAGCUCCAAGUCGCUAAGACCCAACGUGCCUUGUGGCUGCUGUUGCUGCUGCAGGGACAAAGCAAUCAGGUAGUCCUAGAAAGAACAGAGUUGUGAGGUGGGCUAAGGCCUGGGGGGAUGGAUAUUCAGGCUAAGUUUCCAAAUCAGUUUUUCCCCAUCCUUCAAAUUCUCUAGCGCCUUCUCCCUCCAGAGCAAAACACACAGCCAAAUGUAUCAUCUGUGGUGCCAGAGAAGGCACACCAAGCGAGGAGCUGGUCCGAGGUAACAGAGAGCGAAGGGGCAAGGAUGUCCUGUUACGGUCUGUAGAUAAUAAAAUGCAUGCAGUCUCCUAUGGCAAAAAG